AUGACACCCACUGAAACCGAAUGUGCGUGCCCCUUGGGGGAUGUGCCGCUCUGUACGGUUUUGCGGCGUUCUUUACAGCAACCUCCGGGGUCGUCUCCGAUAUUAUCUGGGUCGGGAGUUGUGCAGACGUCACUCACGCCGUCGUGGGUGACGGCGGAGUCGAUCGACAGCAUUAUCUCUUUGGCAAACCGGACGGAGGAGGAGCUGGAGCUGGAUAGUCUGAUCUACCGCCUGUGUCACUCUUUGUACCGCGUGGCGGAGACAAUGUCCGCGAAGAUGCACCGGCGCCCCGUGGAUGCGUGCUACGCUUCGGUUGGCGGUGAUACGAAGCGGUUUCACAACAUGCGAAGCCACGAGGACUGGUGCCCGCUGCGCCACCUCUUUGACCCUUUGAGUUACUACGGGGCGAUGGGGAAGUCGUCCAACCCGCAUGUGGGCUGUAAGUGCCUUGAAGAGGCGCAUGACCCCUCACCCGGCCCAGCGGAGGCGUCGAAGUGGCUGGUGGACGCACUGGAUGUGACGCGGCUCUCUGGUGGGAACAGCAACCACGUGUACCGCCUUGCCCACGCCUCGUACCCUUGCAAGGCUGUCUUGCUGCGCGUGUACGGUGACAGGGGAGGUGAGGUGAUUGACCGUGCGCGCGACAUCAAGGCGAUGCAGUUGAUGAGCAAAGCCGGCAUGAGUCCUGCCGUGCUGCAUAGCUUUCACUGGGGGCGUGUAGAAGAGUUUAUGGACGGCGUGCGCACGUGCACGACGGAGAUGCUGCUGGCGUCGCCGCCGCUGCUAGCCGACAUAUAUGAAGGGCUGUGCCACAUGCAUCAGCUGGAUGCGACCCCGUUUUUGCCGGAGAACCUCAAUGAUGUCAAGCCUUGCGGAAGGUUUGUGUCGCAGUUGACGAGCAUAGAUGAGUCGGUCCCGUUGGUAAAUGGAAAUACAGGCUACUACGGCAGCCUGGGGCGGGAUAAGGCUAUGGAAAGCGUGUGCCCGACGUCGUUUGAGCGUGUUAGUUUUCGUUUGCUUCGGCUGAUGUCAUCGCACAUCUUAGAAACGCACCGCCAGGCGCUGGUGGUUUGGCUAGCGGGUGAGAUAAUGUUUGUACGCGGCGAGUUGCAGCGGCGCGACAUCCCCGUCGUGUUCUCGCACAACGACCUGAAUCCUGGCAACAUUCUGUUGGCCAGGUGGAAGGUGCCGGAGGCGUUCCGCGACGGUGACGCCCGGAGCAGCAACGGCGAUGAGAAGCUGACGGCGGAGGGCGGCUUCAGAAACCUUGUGGAGCGUCGCGGACACUUGUUCAUUGACUUUGAGUACACGGACGCGAACUACCGCUGCUUCGACCUUGGCAACACAUUGUGCGAGCUGGACUACGACUACACGCGGGGCACAGAGGUGGGUGGUCGUGGGUUCAUCAAGUUUCUUUGCGAGUUCCCUCCCGCCGCGAAGGCGGAGGCCUGGUGUAGCCUUGGCGAGGAGUACCCUCGACUGCCGGAGCUUAUCGUUGACGCGUGGCGGAGGGGCAAUAAAGAUGGGGAAGAGGUGCGGGACGUUGGCGCCGCCGCAUUGCAGGCGGUGCGUAGUUACUUUGCGACGCAGAGUGGAGCAACGGUGAGGGAGGUGGCGGUAAGCGAGUCGCAGCUGGUUGAGCUGCUGCUCGGCAUGCUGGCCUCCCACCUCUACUGGACGCUGUGGGCGUUGGUGAUGGGGUGCACGCCGGAUGAGUGCGCUGACUGCGCCACAGACGCGGAGGCGUUUGCACUCGGUGGUAGUGGGCUGGACUACGUGCGCUACGGUGAGUGCCGGAUGCGGGAGUACGUCGCGCUUCGUCAAUGGCUUAUUCGUCACACACUAAUUUGA
Trypanosoma rangeli is the source of this 1851-nucleotide messenger RNA. RefSeq names its product putative choline ethanolamine kinase. Gene Ontology annotation, biological process: phosphatidylethanolamine biosynthetic process; phosphatidylcholine biosynthetic process. The transcript has a single exon. Bases 1 to 1851 code for a protein of 616 amino acids. Lineage: Eukaryota; Euglenozoa; Kinetoplastea; Trypanosomatida; Trypanosomatidae. Gene Ontology annotation, molecular function: ethanolamine kinase activity; choline kinase activity. The record is from RefSeq and is a predicted model, not a curated record. Gene Ontology annotation, cellular component: cytoplasm.